Messenger RNA from Camelina sativa (false flax), 534 nucleotides. The record is from RefSeq and is a predicted model, not a curated record. Lineage: Eukaryota; Viridiplantae; Streptophyta; Magnoliopsida; Brassicales; Brassicaceae.
AUGGCUUCAACCUCUGAAACUUUCCACGACGGUUCUAACGGCGGAGAUCCAAACAAGAAACUCGAAGAACUCCACAAGAACCCGCAAGAAGAAGAAGAAAAUCAAAUCGAGAAACCUCAAGAAGAAGAACAAGUAGAGAAUCUUGCCCCCGUUGUUACUCGACACAUCCCAGAAGAUAUCGCCGAAAGCAUCCUCUCUCUUCUCGAGAGCCUUUCGUCGCGUCAUCUCUUCGCCGAGACUCUACCAAAGGCGCUUGGAACUCGGCCUCACCGAACCAAAAUCACAAGUGUCGCUCGCUCCUGGGAAUGCAGAUCCGCAGCCGCUGGAGUUAUCGACAGAAAGAUUUACGUGAUCGGAGGUUGCGAGCAGAUAGAUGAUAAUUGGAUCGAGGUGUUCGAUGUAGAUACUCGGAUUUGGAGUAGUGUUGCUGGUCCAUACGAUCACAAUUCGUUGAAGAGAUAUUGGCACCAGUCGUCUUGUGUGGUUGGGGAUUUGUUGUUUAGUACUGAUCCUUGGUCUGUUUCUAAGAACUAA